AUGCAUGCUGUUUGUUCGCGAAGUGCAAUUUAUCAUUUAAAUGAACUUGCUGAGGAUCGACAAUUCGACCAGUUUUUGAAACAAAAAUUUACGGGGAAAUCGGUAAUUUGUAUCGACGACGGUUCAUUGAUUGGAUUAAUGCUUGCAAAAUAUGCAAAAGUUGUUGAAAUUAUCCGAAUGAAUCCUCAUUUCUUGGAAAUUACAUUGGGUUAUAUUACCACAAACGCAAUCCGGAAUGUUUACGCUUCUCAGGAUGAAAAUUACGCAAUCUGUGAUCGUGUGAGCUUAAAGUUUUUGCUAAAAGUUAAGAAUAAUGUCUCUUAA
This is a messenger RNA of Gongylonema pulchrum, 324 nucleotides long. Lineage: Eukaryota; Metazoa; Nematoda; Chromadorea; Rhabditida; Gongylonematidae. The record is from the annotation of a GenBank genome assembly.